Molecule: messenger RNA, 2591 nt
Organism: Nomia melanderi (Alkali bee)
Lineage: Eukaryota; Metazoa; Arthropoda; Insecta; Hymenoptera; Halictidae
Source: RefSeq, a predicted model, not a curated record
AUGCUGGUUUACCAUAGUUACUAGUUAAUCAACUUCGAUCAUUUUACUUGCUGUAGUUUUCCUAUUGACGGUUCUCUAGAGUCCCAUACACUUCACGGUGGAUUCAGACAUAUAAAAACUGAAACGUUUAUACCACUUACAAAAAGUUACAUGCGCAUAACUCAAUAUUUUUUACGCACGAUUGACUGGUACCAGCUACAAAUACUGAUAAUACUGAUAAUACUCUAAAUACUGAUUAUACUCUUUAGAUAAAAUUAUUCACAGUGCAAUAAAAUGUCAGACGGAAGAACAAUUUCAUAUAAAAAAUAUUUGAUUGAAGCUGCUAUAGCUUUGUUAUGUAUAUUUAUUUUCUGUGAAUAUGUUCUAUAUUACAUUGUACUUAUUCAGUGUUCCUGGCCCACUUUGAAUCCAAACAAACAAGAUGUGACAAUUUCUAAACCAGAUGCAGAAGAAAUUCCUGUGCAUGCAAUGUUUAUAGCAGACACUCAUUUAUUAGGUCCCAAAAAAGGACAUUGGUUUGACAAAUUAAAAAGGGAAUGGCAAAUGUAUAGAACAUUUCAGACUACAGUUACACUUCAUAAACCAGACAUAAUUUUUGUUUUAGGUGAUUUAUUUGAUGAAGGACAAUGGAGUAGCUCUUCAGAAUUUAACCAAUAUAUUCAAAGAUUUUAUUCAUUAUUCUCUGUGCCUAAAAACACUCAUCUUUAUGUUGUUGCUGGAAAUCAUGAUAUUGGAUUUCAUUAUGCUAUUACACCAUUCUUAAAUCAACGAUUCGUGAAUGGUUUAAAAUCACCAAGUGUGAAAAGAGUUACUAUAAGAGGGAAUCACUUUGUUUUAAUAAAUAGCAUGGCAUUAGAAGGAGAUGGUUGUUUCUUAUGUCGUUCUACGGAAAUCGCAUUAAAUAAAAUUGCAACACACCUAAAAUGUGCCAAAGGUAUGGAAAAUCAUUGUGAUAAAAAUAAUAUUUCAAGGUAUAGCAGACCAAUUAUUUUACAGCAUUUUCCGAUGUACCGUGAAUCUGACGAAAAUUGCAACGAACUUGAUCAAGCGCCAAAUGAUAUAAAAAACAUUAAGUUUAGAGAAAGAUGGGAAUGUUUAUCAAAGGAAGCAUCUGAACAACUUUUGGAUAUAUUAAAUCCAAGACUGAUCAUUGAUGGCCAUACUCAUCAUGGUUGUAGAAAAGUACACAGAAGAGAUAUAUACGAAUUUACAAUACCAUCGUUUAGUUGGCGGAAUAAAGAUAAUCCUUCCCUCUUAUUAGCAAUUGAUGAGAUGGAGCAAAGGGAUCUCCCUCAGGCAUUCCGUCUACUUGGGGAGAUGAAUGCCAAUGUCCUACAAGUGAAUCAGCUUGUAGAUAACAUGUUGGUUCGUGUAAAAAAUGGAGAGAUUUCCACAGACAAGGGUCUUAGUUUCUUAGAAAUGAAAUAUCACAUGUUACUUUCUUAUUUGAUUAAUUUGACUUACGUAGUUUUAAGAAAAUGUUCGGGCGAACGUAUAGAAGGAGAUCCAUCGAUCGAUCGUUUAAUUGAAAUCAGAACUGUCCUAGAAAAAAUCCGACCAAUAGAUCACAAACUUAAAUAUCAAAUAGAUAAGCUUGUUAAGACUGCUGUAACUGGUACUAUUAACAGUGACGAUCCAAGUAAUUUUAAAGCAAAUCCUGAUGCACUUAUUGGCAAGAUUGAUAGUAAUGAUGAGGAAUCUGAUAGCGAUCAAGAUGGCGAAGUGGAUGGUUUUAAAUCAACACAAUCAAGGAAGUCUAAUGUUUAUGUGCCACCAAAAAUUGCUGCAGUACACUAUGAUGGAGAUGAGACAGUUGCAGAAAAAAUGCGUAAAGCAGGAGAAAGGGCUCGCAGACGUGCAGUGUCAGGUGCUGUUUUGAGAGAAUUAAAGGAAGAAUAUCUGGAUGCACCUAUUGAAGAUUCUCAUGGCCUCAGUGAGAAGCAAAUCAGUCUGGGUCGUGAAAAUAAGCGAAAGAUAGAAUAUGAAGAAACAUACAUGACACGUUUGCCAGUUACAAAACAAGAAAAACAUAGGCGUCGUAUGAUGACUACAGUUGGUACACUUGGGGAAGAAAUUACAUCUUUUGGGGAAUCAUCUGCUGUGUCUGCUAAGAAAAGGAAAACCCAGAAAAAGGGUAAAGCUAAAAAAAGUUUCAAGAAAAAACGACAUCAUUAAAUCAGCUUCUCAUAACAGUUCGAAAAGCUGAAUUUCGUACAGCAUUAAUAAGUAAGAUAAAACGCAAAAAAAAUUUACUUCGAUUCUUCUUGACAAAAGCAGAUGCCAUUAAUACUCGUUAAUAAGUUAAGCUAAAUAACUCAUAACAUCUAGUAAUUAAAAAAAAAGCAACCGUCGACGGUGAAGUAAAAUAGCACGAUGGUAAUUUAUUACUGCAUAAGACAUACUAAUGGUCGUGUAAUUGAUAAUUAUAGUUAAUAAUGAUUUUAAUCUUUAAUUGUUGUCUGAAAUCAAUUUUUAUCUGUGGAGUUGAAAUAUUCCAUGAAUUGCAAGAAAAUAUUCCAGUAUAUGAAAAGAUAAUGUCAAGGUACAUACGAGCUUAACUUAUAAAAAAAAAAUGAAAAUUACGUGUAACC